Myotis daubentonii (Daubenton's bat) is the source of this 4862-nucleotide messenger RNA. It is a transcript of the gene PKNOX1, whose product is annotated as PBX/knotted 1 homeobox 1. Gene Ontology annotation, biological process: regulation of DNA-templated transcription. Gene Ontology annotation, molecular function: DNA binding. The record is from RefSeq and is a predicted model, not a curated record. Lineage: Eukaryota; Metazoa; Chordata; Mammalia; Chiroptera; Vespertilionidae.
AUCUUUUAAGAGUAAUUCAUUCAUGGACCUUGAUUCCACCGUAUACAUUUUAGAAUAGGGUUUUUUUGAGUUUCUAAAGAAACAACAGGUAUUUUUAUUGGUAUUGCAGCUGCAAGAUUUAUAGAUAACUACAUGUACCAAGAAAAACCAGUAGACUCUCCAUAAACUGUUAGGACUAAAGGCCCUAGUGAAGUUGGUGGGUACAGUUUAGUCCACACAGACUAGGAAGCACUUUUUUAUCCAGCAGUCUACCACAAAGUAUGAUGAUGACAAUAAGAUAUUUUUGACAGCAGCAGGAAAAACUAAAAAUGUCUAGGAAUUAAUCCAACCAUGAGUACAGGAGACCUCUGUAGGAGAGGACCCAGGCUCUGGACUAGGGAGAGCUGGCACCAUAGAGGUGUCUCCUGCCCAAAUUAAUCUAUCAGGACUUUUUCAGCAUUGGUAUAAAGUUGUUUCUUGUUUUGUUUGCUGCUCCACCCCCAGCACUUACAACACAGCCCACAUGGAGAAGACCUUCAGUAGAUCUUUGUGGACUGAAUGAAGGGCACAGAUGCUAACAAAUCGUGGGCCCUGCCUUUCAGUUGGCAGGUUACUGUGAGACUUUCUAUGCUGCUCCUGGAUUUAACCACCAUGCUGAUGAUUGAUGAUGGGUGACUGUAAUCGAUUUCACUGUUCCUCUAUGGAUGACAUGCCACAGAACCUGUUCCUCACCAUCUGCUCUUUCCCGGGACAUGCGACUCUGCUCUGCUAGUUGCUCAGAUACCAUUUGCUUUUGACUCAAGAUGAUUUGAUGUCUUAUAAUAAACUUAUUAACCAUGAUGGCUACACAGACAUUAAGCAUAGACAGUUAUCAAGAUGGGCAACAAAUGCAAGUAAUAACAGAGUUGAAAACAGAGCAAGAUCCCAACUGCUCUGAACCCGAUGUGGAAGAAGUGAGCCCUCCCCCUAUGGGGUCCCAGACACCGAUGGAUGCAGACAAGCAGGCCAUUUAUAGGCAUCCACUGUUUCCAUUAUUAGCUUUGUUGUUUGAAAAAUGUGAGCAAUCCACGCAGGGCUCAGAAGGUACAACUUCUGCCAGUUUCGAUGUGGACAUUGAAAAUUUUGUAAGGAAGCAAGAGAAGGAAGGAAAACCCUUCUUUUGUGAAGAUCCAGAAACUGACAAUUUAAUGGUAAAAGCAAUCCAGGUUUUGCGUAUUCAUCUUCUUGAGCUGGAAAAGGUUAAUGAACUCUGCAAAGAUUUCUGCAGUCGAUAUAUUGCUUGUCUAAAAACGAAAAUGAACAGUGAAACUCUCCUGAGUGGAGAACCUGGAAGCCCGUACUCUCCUGUCCAGUCCCAGCAGAUUCAAAGUGCCAUCACAGGCACUCUCAGCCCCCAAGGAAUUGUGGUGCCUGCAUCCGCGCUGCAACAGGGUAAUGUAACUAUGGCAACAGUGGCAGGUGGCACAGUUUAUCAGCCUGUUACAGUCGUCACUCCUCAAGGCCAAGUAGUGACACAGGCGUUGUCACCUGGGACAAUCAGGAUCCAGAACUCCCAGCUUCAGUUACAGUUAAACCAAGAUUUGAGUAUCUUGCAUCAAGACGAUGGCUCAUCCAAGAACAAGAGGGGCGUUCUGCCAAAGCACGCCACCAGUGUGAUGCGGUCCUGGCUCUUUCAGCACAUAGGGCAUCCCUACCCCACAGAAGAUGAGAAAAAACAGAUUGCUGCUCAGACAAAUUUGACACUACUCCAAGUUAACAACUGGUUCAUCAAUGCUAGAAGACGAAUUCUUCAGCCGAUGUUGGAUUCUAGUUGUUCAGAAACUCCAAAAACAAAGAAGAAAACUGCUCAGAACAGACCAGUUCAGAGGUUUUGGCCCGACUCCAUUGCAUCCGGAGCCACACAGCCACCACCCAAUGAGCUCGCCAUGUCAGAAGGAGCUGUUGUGACGAUCACCACGCCUGUGAGCAUGAAUGUGGACAGCCUCCAGUCUCUGUCCUCAGACGGGGCCACCCUGGCUGUGCAGCAGGUCAUGAUGGCGGAGCAGAGUGAGGACGAGUCCGUGGACAGCCCGGGGGCUGGCGGGGCCGCACUCACCCCCACCCACAUCAGUGGGCUGGUUCUGGAGAACAGCGACUCCCUGCAAUAUAGAAGAGUGCACUUUUGUAUUUCAUAGCAAGCUCAAGGGCGUCUGUACCGGUGCAGCAACUUCUUUCAAGUGAGUGCGCGUGCGUGUGGGUCUUCAAGGAAAUUCUUUAAAGGUUUAACGCUAAGUAUGUGACAAAUGACAAACCCCCAUGAUCCCCUAAGUAGAUUAAGGAACUUUUAUAAAAAAAAAUUAUGCAGUUUUAAUGCGUUCUGUGGUUAAAGCAGGUCCCCGAGGGCUGACUUCUUUGUGUAGCCCACAGGUUUGAAAGAAGCUUCUGCACCUUAAAACCGCCAGUGCGAGGUGGACAAGACACGGCCAUAGACUGGUGUGACUCUGUGGUGAAUGUACAACAACUUCAGCACCUUUACGUUCUCUCAUAGUCAGUGAGCCUGUUUCAUUUGCUAUAUAUAAAAAGAAACUCCUAUUUUUACCUUGCUGGAAUUACUGGAUAAAAAGCUAUUUUUAUAAAUUCGUUAUGAAUUGGAUUAUGACUAUAUUGAGGAUAAAAUUUCUAGAGAAGAAAUCAUACAUGCUUACUAUUUCAAUUUGGAGUGUUAUGAAUUGACCAAAUUUAAUGAACCUGCCCCAAGAUAGCUAGGGUAGUAAUUUACAUUUACUACUACAAAAGAAACAAUUAUUUAAUGAAAUUUUGAUAUGUAGUCAAAUUUUAGUUUAUAUGUAAAUGCUCAGAUUUCAUUUUCCACUUAAUCUAAACAUAUAUCUAAAGGUAUUUGCUAAGUAGGACUUAGUUAAAUGAAAUGGUAGCCAGUAAUUAGUUUUUACCAUACAUAUUUCAGUCUAAUUUAAAUUUGACUACAGUUAAAUGGUGACUAUACCAUGUUAGCUGUGUGUUUUAGAAUUUUUUAGUCAGCCAUAUGUUAUACAUAGAAUGUUUAUUAUAAACAAAUAUAAAAUGCCCUGUCCCUCUGGCUCAGAGCUAGGGUAAAUCACAAACAUUCGGCUUCGUGUCAUAGUUAUAGCAGAUACCCAUGAAGUGACCGGGACUGUGCUGACAAGCGGUGCACGCUCCUGCUAUUGGCCACACAGUUACCCUUGGUCCUGGGCCGAGGUUUUCUCCUUGUAUGUGUUCCUCUGGAAUUUCCAGAGAUUUGGAAUAAUGUUAGGACUUCCAUUUCCUGGUGCCAAGACGCAUCAAAAUUGUAGACUAGGUUUUUUGUUUACUUUGGUUGUUUUCAUUUGGUCUCUUGCCAUUGGGGUUUUUUCUCAGAGAGAAAACAGGGCGCCUUGUUUGAGAGAGGAAGUCUGUAUGGAAUCUUACCUGUGACACCCAGAGUUCAGCGUGUUUCCAAAGGAGGGUCUCAUGUUGGGAAGGUCGUUAGUUCUUGAGAUUCAGCAGCAGGAACUGGUUAUGGGCCAGGUUUACGUUGAACGGCAUGCUGAGCUAGUGCAGAUUUUUUUCUGGGACUGACUUUUCCUUAAAAAUUUAUUAAUUAAAGUUAAUCAUAGGAAAGUACUUCCUAGAUAACCUAGAAGGCAGAAAGAAAUAAUAAAAUUCUUUUAGAGUAUUUCAGCAGCUUGGAAAAGCUUGACUGGCAGCUCUUUGGGGAGAGCAUACCAUUUUAAAGUAACUUGCAUUUCUUAUUUAUAAACAGUUUUUAAUAUUUUAAGUCUACAUAACUUUCAAAGAUCAUUUUAGCUUUACUUACAUUCUUACUUUGCUGGAUUUCACAAAAUGAGGAUCUGUGGAAGCCAGCCCUGCCCGCCUCCCCCCGCCUGCCCUUUGUCCCUCUGGGCCACCCUGCUCGUUGGUUUAGGAAAAACAGUCAGGGAAUGUAGGCUCCUUACAGGUCAUUGUUUCUCUCCCCACCAGAAACCAUGGCACUGAGGCAGCAGAUGUUAGCCGAGGCUGCACACACCGCGUCAGUUUGGAUGCGGCAUGUCAGGGUUCGCAUUGGCCUGGAUUCAGCUUAUGUGCCCAGUGACAAGGCGUGCGCCUCUGCAGCUGAAGUGGUGGUCUUAGCCCUAAGCUCUUGUCACUGCCUGCAGGGGGCUAGGGCAAAGGUAAUUAGAGAGAGUGUUGGCAUGGAUAGGCACAGCCUGAGGUUUUUCUAACAUCUUCCCUUAUUAACACCUGACAUGGCUGUUUGGGUCAUAAAACCACUGCCCAGUAUGCUUGUCAUUUUCCACCUUAUCAACACCCAUUUUCCAGACAUUGGAGAGAACCUGUGAAAGUACCUUUUCCAUUGAAUUUUUACUGUAACAAACAGAUCCUUUGUUGUUCAAUUCUUUCCUUGUGAAGGAUGCUUUUGAAUGUUUUGAGACCCCAGGUAAGCAUGUUGUCCCUGCUGGUCAGCUGGAGCAGAUAGCUGGACCGGCUUUGCUGCACCCAAACAACUCCAGCUGAUGGACUAACCCAGCUUUCAACCUUUGGUUCCAGAUGGCAAGAUACGCUUCAGCAUUUAUUCCGUGUGCAAAGGAAUCAGUUCUGUGUCACCUCUCGGGUGACUCUACUCUGACCUGCGUGAAGAGUGCUGAGGCACUUUUUUUUUCAAACUUAGACAAACCCAGAAGGUGUGACAGGCCCAUUUUUGGCAGUUAGUGACAGAAAUGACUCAGCAAUCUUCCUUUGUUUUAAUUAUGUUUGGUCUAUGAACUGACAAUCUUUAAAACGUGAAUACUGUAACAAUAUGUUUUCUUGGAUUAUUGUCUUUAAAGGGGAUUUUUGUGAAGCAAUUGAUUUAUCAAAGCAAAAAAAUUAAAAAUAGAAACACACUU